Rhinolophus ferrumequinum (greater horseshoe bat) is the source of this 9312-nucleotide messenger RNA. RefSeq names its product MN1 proto-oncogene, transcriptional regulator (gene MN1). The transcript has 2 exons. Gene Ontology annotation, biological process: regulation of DNA-templated transcription. NCBI's taxonomy places the organism in Eukaryota, Metazoa, Chordata, Mammalia, Chiroptera, Rhinolophidae. The record is from RefSeq and is a predicted model, not a curated record. Bases 2559 to 6512 code for a protein of 1317 amino acids.
UAAACACUUUCUUUUGUGGGGGGGAAAAGGCAUUUUUAUACACCAUGCUUAAUUUUAUUUAGAUUUAAUAGCGAUAUCAGGGGCACUUCAAAGAAAGUCCUUUUUUUUUCCCCUCCCUUUCUCCUAAGAAUGUUGGUCAGUUAGCAAAAUUGCCUCUUGCUAUUUCAUGGCAAGGAAAAUUAAAGGCCCUCUCCCCCUUCCUUCCCGACACACACUUUAGGGAGGAAAAUACACAAACGCAGGCAUACAGAAUAAACACCUCCUCUACUCUCCAAUCACCUCUAACUCCCAACUUCUAAUUGCAAGAUAGAUUUCAGCCUCAGUGGGGAUCAGGAAGAUCUAAACAUUUUAACUAAGAUUAUUGGAAUAAAUAUUUCAUAAAGAGCGGGGCAGAUAUUAAAUUACUCCUAUUGAUUUUAGUAUCACAACCCAAUUCCGUUCCUUGGCCUCUUCAGUUUAAUUGAUCUCUUAAGGAGGUCAACCUCGCACUCAGAGAGGGCCUGGGCCUUGGCCCGGGCGCCCGGACGGUGUAGGGUGCUGAGGCCGUCCAGUGCGUCCUCUGCGCGCGGGUCUUCCCUCGGCUCCGAGCUGCUUCGUCGCUCUGGCGCUGGGCUCAGUCGAUGUGCCCCCCAUAAAGUGACCGAGCGGUUACGGAUCCUCCGGGCGGAAGCCGACGACAGAGAACUGGGAACCCCAGGCACUGCGGUUAGGGAACAAUUGUGCGCGCCCUAGUGAGGGAGGAGCGAGCAAGCGUCCGGGUCUCUCGAGGAGAACCCUAACUUUGGGGUUCCUCGCCUGCUUUCACCUCCAGGAAAAUCCGAAGGCCGGCUAACUUGGGCGCCACUAGUAAGCAGACAGCGGUGGAAAGACGAGGAUUCGCCCUAGGGCUGAAGCGCGGACGACACUUAGCGACUUUCCGUGGCAAGUCCGGGAGCUUUGCCAGGCGACCCCAUUGUCUGAGCGCCCCGCACCGCUUACAGCCCACCUCCCCGCCCCCUGCCCAACCCGCAGGUCUCGCUUCAGUUGGGGGUGGGGAGUUGGUAACUGUGAGUGGGAAGGGGGGUGAACAAAGCCAGGCUCCCGCCAUUCUCUUCCUGCGCCUUCUCCAGCCCUGUGCGUUGGGAGGCCAGGGCGCUCCCCCCAGCGCACUGUCGCCGGACUCGGAGGCGAGACCCGCACGAAGGACCCGGGACUUGGCGAAGUGCGGGUUCGUGGCGGGGGCCUCAGCAGCCAGCACCCAGGACCACCUUAAGAGCGAGCCCCGCCCCGGACCCGGAGCUCAGGCUGCGCUGAUUGGUGCAAAUGUAAUGGCUGAAAUUGAUUGCUGAAAUGCAAAACUUGUUGCUGCUUCUCCCGGCGCUGGGCGAGAAGCAGACACAGAGAGGGGAGCUGAGACCCUCGGAACGCCCCACGCAGAGCCCCCCCACCAGCCAGGAGAGGGUUGCGCGGACCCCCCCAGAGCUGCCCCCGCCCCCCCAUUACGGGCUCCGAGUGCUCAGCCGGAACGCCUUAGCCUGCUCGCCCAGCGUGGCCCCCCAACCCGCGUACGCCCCCCUCCCAGGGUCCAAGGGGGACUCGCGAAGCACCUCCGCGCUGAGGCAGGGAACCCGAGCGUUGGAGCGACCGAACCGCUCGUCUCGCUGCCUGUCUGCGCCUGGACCCGGGGGCCGAGACCCCAGCGAACUCAGAGACUGAACAGCGGAGGACAGAAGCGGCAGGCGGCGGACGUGGCGGAGAAGCGGCGCGUGGGGGUGCGGUGCGCCGGGGUGCAGCGCACCGGCCGCGGAGCAGGGAAGCCUUGCCUUCCUCCAAACCUCGGCUCCAACCCCCGGCAUCUGCCACCUCCCCAGUCCCGCUGCGCCCUCGGCUCGGGAGCCAGCACCGGUGAUGCCGAGAGGAUCCUCCAGUCCUGCGACCCGCUGAAGAAACCAUAGCAGCUUGCUCGGGGCUUACGGGGACCGUGCGAGCGGAUCGCGUUUGGCGGAGGCUCGGGCUGCGGAGCGCGGGGACUCAGGGGGGAGGGGGGAGGGACCGCUCUGUCCAUGCCCGGGCGCCAACCACGGCUUUGAAGGGUCUCCCUGCCCAGCCCUUUAGCAGCUCCUCCACGGACUCAGGGAAGCUUCGGGCGGCGUCCUGGGGCUCCCCACCCAACCCGAUCGGACUUAAGAAGGUGAUUGCUCUGCUCUCCCUCCCUUCUUCCCGCCUCCUUCCCCCCACUUAACUUUUUGUCUCCACUCGCCUGCAGCUCCGUCCCCUCCCUUCAUACCCGUCCGCGGCUGUGCCAACCGCCCGGGGCAUGGGCCCCCCAACACCGCUCCAGGAGGCCCCGCGGCGCCACAAGAUGUGAGAGGCCCGCGUGGGGCAGACCCAGAGCUUGGGAAGAGGAGCUGAUAGCCCCCAGCUUCCACAGGCCAGGCGAGGUGGCAGUGCGCGCUGCGCCCCCGCGGUGCUGACCGUCGCGGAGCGCCGGACCCAGGGCCGGAACGAGUAGCUGGCCGGAGGCGCGCCGCGGAGAACAGGCUGUCAUGCCCUAUUGAUCUUCGUGCCCCCCGCCAAGUAUGUUUGGGCUGGACCAAUUCGAGCCCCAGAUCAACAGCAGGAACGCUGGCCAGGGCGAGAGGAACUUUAACGAGGCCGGACUAAGCAUGAACACCCACUUUAAGGCCCCUGCUUUCCACGCGGGGGGACCUCCUGGCUCCGUGGACCCUGCCAUGAGCGCUCUGGGCGAGCCCCCGAUCUUGGGCAUGAACAUGGAGCCUUACGGCUUCCACGCGCGCGGCCACUCGGAGUUGCACGCGGGGGGGCUGCAGGCGCAGCCGGUGCACGGAUUCUUUGGAGGCCAGCAGCCGCACCACGGCCACCCCGGAGGCCACCACCCCCACCAACAUCACCCCCACUUCGGGGGCAACUUCGGCGGCCCAGACCCAGGGGCCUCGUGCCUGCACGGGGGUCGCCUGCUCGGCUACGGCGGCGCUGGCGGCGGCCUGGGCAGUCAGCCGCCCUUCGCCGAGGGUUAUGAUCACAUGGCGGAGAGCCAGGGGCCGGAGAGCUUCGGCCCGCAGCGACCGGGAAACCUCCCGGACUUUCACAGUUCGGGCGCCUCGGGCCACGCCGUGCCUGCCCCAUGCUUGCCGCUGGACCAGAGCCCUAACCGAGCCGCCUCCUUCCACGGCCUGCCCGCCUCCAGCGGCUCCGAUUCCCACAGUCUGGAGCCCCGGAGGGUGGCGAACCAAGGAGCCGUCGACUCGCUGGAAUACAAUUACCCGGGUGAGGCGCCCUCGGGACAUUUCGACAUGUUUUCGCCCUCCGAUUCGGAGGGGCAGCUGCCUCAUUAUGCGGCAGGUCGCCAGGUUCCCGGCGGCUCUUUCCCGGGUGCCUCAGCCAUGCCCAGAGCUGCGGGCAUGGUGGGCUUGUCUAAAAUGCACGCCCAGCAGCAACAGCAGCAGCAGCAACAGCAGCAGCAGCAGCAGCAGCCGCAACCACACGGUGUGUUCUUCGAAAGGUUCGGAGGGGCCCGCAAGAUGCCCGUGGGCUUGGAGCCUGGGGUAGGCUCCAGGCACCCGUUAAUGCAGCCUCCCCAGCAGGCCCCACCGCCCCCUCAGCAGCAGCCCCCGCAGCCGCCGCCGCAGCCUCAGCAGCCCCAGCCCCAGCAGCAGCCACCGCCGCCCGGGCUUCUGGUCCGACAAAAUUCGUGCCCGCCUGCGCUCCCGCGGCCCCAGCAGGGCGAGGCGGGCACGCCCAGCGGCGGCCUGCAGGACGGGGGCCCCAUGUUGCCCAGCCAACACGCUCAGUUCGAAUACCCCAUCCACCGGCUGGAGAACCGGAGCAUGCACCCUUAUUCCGAGCCGGUGUUCAACAUGCAGCACCCCCCUCCGCAGCAGGCGCCCAACCAGCGGCUGCAGCAUUUCGACGCACCCCCCUACAUGAAUGUGGCCAAGAGGCCGCGCUUUGAUUUCCCCGGCAGCGCGGGAGUGGACCGCUGCGCUUCGUGGAACGGCAGCAUGCACAACGGCGCUCUGGACAACCACCUCUCGCCCUCUGCCUAUUCCGGCCUACCCGGCGAAUUCACGCCGCCGGUGCCGGACAGCUUCCCCUCGGGGCCACCCCUGCAGCAUCCGGCCCCGGACCACCAGUCCCUGCAGCAGCAGCAGCAGCAGCAACAGCAGCAGCAGCAGCAGCAGCAGCAACAGCAGCAGCAGCAGCGCCAGAACGCGGCCCUCAUGAUUAAGCAGAUGGCCUCGCGGAACCAGCAGCAGCGGCUGCGCCAACCCAACCUGGCCCAGCUAGGCCAUCCCGGGGACGUGGGCCAGGGCAGCCUGGUGCACGGCGGCCCGGUGGGAGGCUUGGCCCAGCCGAACUUUGAGCGCGAAAGCAGCGGCGUGGGCGCGGGGCGCCUGGGCACCUUCGAGCAGCAGGCGCCGCACUUGGCGCAGGAGAGCGCGUGGUUCCCGGGUCCGCACCCGCCGCCGGGUGACCUACUGCCCCGCAGGAUGGGCGGCUCGGGCCUGCCUGCUGACUGCGGCCCGCACGACCCCGGGCUGGCGCCGCCCCCUCCGCCCGGUGGCUCGGGGGUGCUGUUCCGGGGCCCUCUGCAGGAGCCGCUGAGGAUGCCCGGAGAGGGCCACGUGCCCGCGCUGCCCUCCCCCGGCCUGCAGUUCGGGGGCAGCCUGGCGGGCCUAGGUCAACUGCAGUCGCCGGGGGCUGGGGUAGGACUGCCUAGCGCUCCCUCCGAGCGCCGGCCCCCGCCGCCGGAUUUCACGGCGCCGGCACUCGGGGGCCAGCCUAGCUUCCCGUUCGGUGCGGCGAACCGACAGGCCACGCCGCACAGCGGCCCAGGCGUGAACUCGCCCCCAAGUGCGGGCGGGGGCGGCGGCAGCACGGGCAGCGGUGGCGGGGGCGCGUACCCGCCGCAACCUGAUUUCCAGCCCAGCCAGCGCACUUCGGCCAGUAAGCUGGGCGCGCUUUCGCUGGGCUCCUUCAACAAGCCAAGCUCCAAGGACAACCUGUUCGGCCAGAGCUGCCUGGCUGCGCUCUCCACCGCCUGCCAGAACAUGAUUGCCAGUCUCGGGGCCCCCAACCUCAACGUGACCUUCAACAAGAAGAACCCGCCCGAGGGCAAGAGGAAACUGAGCCAGAACGAGACCGAUGGCGCGACCGUGGCCGGCAACCCGGGCUCGGAUUACUUUCCCGGAGGGACUGCUCCUGGGGUCCCAGGGCCCGGAGUUCCGUCGGGGACCAGUAGCAGCGGCUCCAAAACCUCGGGGCCGCCCAACCCGCCCGCCCAGGGGGACAGCACCAGCCUCUCCCCCAACUAUACCCUGGAAUCAACGUCGGGGAACGACGGCAAGCCGGUCCCCGGGGGCGGCGGCCGGGGACGGGGUCGAAGAAAAAGGGACAGUGGUCAUGUGAGCCCCGGGACCUUCUUCGACAAGUACUCUGCAGCGCCGGACAGCGGGGGCGCACCCGGGGUGAGCCCAGGGCAGCAACAGGCACCAGGCUCAGCCGUCGGGGGAAGCUCUACCAGCGAGGCGCGCGGGGCUCCGACGCCUCACGAGAAAGCGCUCACGUCGCCGUCGUGGGGGAAGGGGGCCGAAUUGCUCCUGGGGGACCAGCCGGACCUCAUGGCUUCCCUGGACGGUGGGGCCAAAUCGGACAGUAGUUCCCCGCACGUGGGCGAGUUCGCCUCAGAUGAGGUGAGCACUAGCUACGCGAACGAGGACGAGGUGUCAUCCAGCUCCGACAACCCCCCGGCUCUGGCCAAAGCGAGUAGGAGCCCCCUGGUAACAGGCUCGCCCAAACUCCCCCCCAGGGGGGUGGGCGCAGGAGAACACGGACCGAAGGCACCCCCGCCCCCGCUGGGCCUGGGCAUCAUGUCUACCUCUACCUCGACCCCUGACAGCUAUGGCGGCGGCGGGGGCACUGGCCAUCCUGGCACACCUGGCCUGGAGCAGGUCCGGACCCCGACAAGCAGCAGCGGUGCACCACCACCCGAUGAGAUCCACCCCCUGGAGAUCCUCCAGGCACAGAUCCAGCUGCAGAGGCAGCAGUUCAGCAUCUCUGAGGACCAGCCCCUGGGGCUCAAGGGGGGCAAGAAGGGUGAGUGUGCCGUGGGGGCCUCAGGCGCGCAGAAUGGAGACAGCGAGCUGGGCAGCUGCUGCUCAGAGGCUGUCAAAAGCGCCAUGAGCACCAUCGACCUGGACUCGCUGAUGGCAGAGCACAGCGCCACCUGGUACAUGCCGGCUGACAAGACCUUGGUGGACGGCGCCGACGACGACAAGACGCUGGCGCCCUGGGAGAAGGCCAAACCCCAGAAUCCCAACAGCAAAGAAGCCCAUGACCUUCCUGCGAACAAGGCCUCGGCAGCCCCGCCUGGCAGCCACUUGCAGUGCCUGUCUGUCCACUGCACAGACGAUGUGGGUGAUGCCAAGGCCCGAGCCUCCGUGCCCACCUGGCGGUCCCUGCACUCUGAUAUUUCCAACAGAUUCGGGACAUUCGUGGCUGCCCUAACUUGAAUUGACAAGAAAUGCCCCCUCCCCCACCAGGCCCAUCCCUACCCCCCCUCUCUCUCCCUUUCCCCCCUCACCCUAUCCCUACUCCCACGGCACUCCCACCCCCAUAAUUUGAAAGGGCCACUAUUGCUGAUUGGAUGAAUUUUUUUUCUAGGUUGGUACCUGCGUAGUGGCAUAUGGACCGGAAAGGGUUAAUUUAAAGGGAAAAAAGAAAAAAACCUCAAAAAAUUUUUUUAAAAGAGAAACUCUGUCUGCCACAGUAUGUUACCAGUGUUAACCCUUCUGCAGUUAGCAGACUUUUGCUUAAGCCUUUUUCCUGCUAGAUAAUUCCCAUUUUUCUGUCAUCUUGGCAUACGUUUUUUAGAUGACCUCUUUCCUUGUUUUAUUUCCAUGCUGCUGUAUGUCCAAGUAUUGUUAUUUCAUAAUAAGACAAGAGUUGCUUUCCUUUUUUAUUCUCUUUUAUUCUUGUUCCUACCCGCCCCCCCCGCGCCUCCCCCCGCCGCCUCCUUCCCCCUUUUUUUUUUUCUUUUUGCUUUGUUCACUGCUUAUUAAAAUGGAAAUCCUGGAGAAGAGUAGUUCUGGAAUAUUGCCGGGUGAAAGUCAAAUUGUCAUCACAAUAUUAUAUAUUGACACCCAACUGUCAUCAGUCAGGCAGGAGCCAAACAAUGAAUGCCCCCCUUAGGUAUUCCGCCUGGGAUUUUGUUUUGUCUGUUCCCUAAGAAAAUAGAUUUUCGUUCUUACAAACACACGCUCAGCCUUCAGCUCCAUUCUCUCUUCUGCUGGAAGCUGCCCCUCUCUGCAAUGGAGGUGAUGACGUGGCCAGCCUGCUCUGUGGGAAGGAGUCAGAAUGUUUGACAGUGGUGUUUUCUCUCCUUUUCUGGGCCUCUCCACAGAUGCCCAGGCUCUGAAUUUUCACGCUAUGCUGAGCAGCACUGGUCUGCAUGGGGGAUGGUGGCCUUCCAGCUUGCAGAGUCUCUGGGGUUGGGGGCUCCAGGAUCUUGUUCUGCUCCAGCCAGGCUGGCUGGGUCUUGGGUGCUGGAAUUGGGGGCAGAUCAAUUCUUAGCCCUUGACCUUUCCCGACAGCUGUUUCCAGCCAGGCAUCCUGGGGAAGAAGGAAGGGCCUGUGUAUAUCUCCGCCAUGUCUCCCAAUGGAUCCCUACUCAUUUAUUUUACCAUCUCCAACCUGGGCAACCCCCCCUUCCCUGGGCUCAUGUAGUGAGGGAGCCCUCAGGCUCAGCUUGCCAACCCCCCCUCUAUGAGCCUGGGUGUAUUUCUUUGCUGGGUUUUGCAGACUUUCUAAGGGCCAGCGGGGGUAGAAAGGGAAUCCCUGGGCCUUGUCUUUUUAACCCCGGAAUUUUCCCCCCUUUGGAUUUAAUGUCACCUUUUGAAAAAUUAGAGCCACGUCCCAUGUGUCUCAUGAAGGGAUAACUUCUUUGAGAAGAGAUGAGAGGUGGCUGGGCGAGAGGGCUCCUGACCCCAGCAAGGACCGUUACCUGCUCCUCCCAGAGCGCAGGUCAUCAGAGGCCCAGGCUUGGCAGGAUCUGGUCCCUUUGGGUGUGAUGCCUACAAAGGGCUUGAAUGACUUACAGGGAAGGUAGGGGCCCCUGAGAUUCCAGGGUGGGUCAGACAGGAAGUGACUGAUAUCACUUCACCCAAAACGGCGACCCAUUAGUUUAUUUCAGUUUCCGUUAACGACCGUGUCUUCCUAAAUCCCUCAUUUGGAACCUUCCCCUCCAGGUCCCCAGCGUUUGUAGACCUGGCUUUUUUUAGCAAGUGACCUGAAGGCUUUGAGCUCACCAUACAACACCCACAUUGUUUAUUUCAAAGAACUUUUCAGCCAAGGGAGAAGAGCGUCCAGAAAAAUCUCGCUCUUUCCAUACCCCCCUCCUUCUUUCCUUCGGCCAGCCCUUCUGGCUUGGGUCUGAGUCUGGAUGGUCCGAGGUUCUUGCCUGGGCAAUCUGAGCAAGAGCCGACUUCGGCCCACAGAGGGGCAGGCCAAAGAAGGUGGUGGUGUGAAUUUGUCAGCGAGGAGGUGUGAACUGCCUCAGUUCCUGAGUUCUGCCACCAAAGGAGAGAAAAGGGGAGAGAUGGUCCCCGUCACGGGCUGGGCUGCCGGAGAAUCUGCCAUAGUCUGAGCAAAACUCUACGUCCCCUCUGCUUCCACAGUGUACAGCUGUUUGAGAGCUUCAUCAUUUUAUUUUUUUAAACAGGAAUGAUUUCUCCUUCAUUGCUUAAGGCUGGGGAGCCAAGCUUCUUGACUUCUGUCUUUGACGUUCCCUGCGUUGAGUCCAUCAGCACUUGGCCAUCAGCUCGUGGUCCUAGCAACCUUGGAAACCCCUGAAGUUGAAAACUUUUCUUGCUCCCCACGACCCCAGAAUGGAACAGCUUUAAAAAUAGCCUUAAGCAAAAGGAUGUUAUUUCAUUAAAUUUGGUUUAAUGGAAAGAAUAAAAGCAAAUUAAAAACACACCCAGCCCAUGAGACUCCAAACACUGGUAAUCAGUACCGCAUAGCAAACUCUUCGGCAAAGAAAAUGAAAACGUUAUUGCACAUGUAAAAUAUGAAAACUUAACUCUGCUGUGUGUUAGGCAAUCCUGUAAUCUUUUUUGACUCUUAAAGGAAAUUCAUUUCUGAAAUGCUUGGUUGGGAGACUGUGACAAUAGCUCAUGAAAUUGAGUGUUAUUUUUUUUCUUUCUUUUUUAAAAAAAAUAUGUAAAGUGCAGUCUUCUGUAUUCAUGCAUAUUGUAUAUACCUGUAUAUGUUUUCCUGAGCAGCUAAAUAACAAUAAAUAUGACGUUAAUGGUG